Messenger RNA from Vespa crabro (European hornet), 798 nucleotides. Its product is annotated as coiled-coil domain-containing protein 103. Gene Ontology annotation, cellular component: outer dynein arm. Lineage: Eukaryota; Metazoa; Arthropoda; Insecta; Hymenoptera; Vespidae. The record is from RefSeq and is a predicted model, not a curated record. The coding region runs from base 1 to 717 and encodes 238 amino acids. Gene Ontology annotation, biological process: epithelial cilium movement involved in extracellular fluid movement; determination of left/right symmetry; inner dynein arm assembly. The transcript is spliced from 3 exons.
AUGAGUAUAUUGAAAUCGCCAAUAGAUUAUAAAAUAUUACAGGAUGAGUUGUACGAAGAGCUUAAAGCAAAUGAGUUAUAUAAAUUACAAAAUGAUGCAAAGAUCAGAGCAAUGGAACAAGGAGUACCUACUUAUGAACACUUUAGACAAAUGGUGAAUGGAGCUCAUUUAAAACCAUUAGAAUCAAAAGAUAUUAAAUCUAAAUCUGCAGUAUUGUGGAAUUCCAUAAGCAUAAAAAAUAAGUCAGAAUUUUUAACCUCGACAUAUGAAAAUAAUGGAACAAAACUAAUUAAAGAGAAGUUCAAUGAAUUUGCUAAUACAAUUCCAAGAAAUUAUAAAACAUUUAUCCAAAUGUGGAGAAAUACUAAUGAUAGCAAAAUAAAGUUUUCUUAUCUUUACAAUACCAGGGAUAUUUUAAAAAAUAAAAUAUUCCAUAGCGAGAUUCCCCCAUACUUUCUCUGCGAUAUCAUCAACAUAUGUCUGGAAUACAAAAAACAAAAUUCCUUGAAUGCGAAAGAAAUUAAAGCAAUUAUAGAAAUUCUAACUAUUUUAACUACUUGUAACAGAUUUAAUCUUGCUGUAAAUUUCAUGGGAGAUCACGAAAAAGAAAAUUGUUCUAGGUUGCUUAAAUACUUGGAUGAUAUGAUAAAAUCCGAAGAGAUAACAUUAGAAGAAAAUGCUAUUGCAUCAUUAAUAAAAAAAUAUCAAAUUAUCUAAUCAAUUGAUAAGUAUCAUUAUAAACAUUUGCUUUCUUUAUAAUUAUUUACUUGAAACUUUUCUUGUUAAAGAAUAAAAAGA